CCAUGUGUGGCAUGUGGCAGUUGUAAACGAAUCGUGUGCAAGUAAGGAAGUACGUCGCGGUUGUUGUGUGAAUAAAUUACAAGAAGUAGUAAAAGAAAACGACACGGUGUAAUGUUUUGCAAGGCAAACAAAGUGCAUUUUUCCGAGUGUGUUAAAAAUUGAAGUCGCAACCGAAAAGCGGAGAGUUAAUCAGUGAAAAGUUGGAAUUUAUUUCCAUGAAUGCAAUUGAUUGUGGGGCAUUUAAUGUGUGGUGAAAAGCAAUUAGAAAACCGAUGUGAACGCAAACUGAUAAGCGCGUGUGUAGUGUAGAAGCAAAGCAGAGAAACCAAAAGUGCUCGCGAGCUGGCUGAUAAGCAACGGUCAAAGUGCGUGUGGCGUCUACGGAGUUUGCCGUUGCAAUCACAAUUAUUUAAGAACAACCUAAAACAUCUCAUCUUAAGUGCUGCAAUCUGCUGUGUGUGGCUCGGCGUGAGUUCAUUGCAGUCAGCGGCCGCGCGGCGCGUUAGUGUGAACCAGCGUGCGAUUGACAGCAACAGCGCGUAUGUGCCGCAGUGAUAAUUGCACCAUAAGUCACUUUUACUGUGCUGAGUGACGCUUUUGAUGCUGAUAAGCGGGUGUUGUCAGUCUGCAGUUGCAAAUUGGUGCAAAGUGUUAAAGGUGGCAGUUGCAAGUUGCUAAAAAAUUAGUGUGAGACAAUUUUAAAAGCAAGAUAAAUAUUUUUGUGUUGAAAUUUUUCAUUUUCGUUGCGCAAAAGCUUGAGUUUUUAAUUUUUAAAAAAUCUUGAUUCCUUGGAGAAAAUAAAAUUGAAUGAUAAAUGAAAAAAGUUGAAUGUAAUUACAACCCACCUUGCGGCUUGACUGAAGUAAAAUAAAGGCAAUUUCAGCAGCUUUUCUAAUUAUAUGCAGCAAAUUUACGGUAUUUUAUAACUGUAAAGCUUACAAUUUAUGCAGCACAUUUUAGAAAAAUAAAAACAACAAUAAUAUAAUAAAAUUAUUUCUCGAUUAAUUAGCAAUUAAUAUAAAAUUUCGUUAUAUAGUGUGAGACGACGUGAACCCCAGUGUGUGAAGAGAAAGUGCAGAAACAAAAAAAAAUUAUAAAAAAAUAACAACAACAACAAUUUUUAAAUAUUUUAAAAGUAUUUUGUGAAUUUUCUUUGCCUUGAAUUGAUUAAAAUCGCAACAUUUUCUCAUUGUUUUUAAAACAAAACUGCUUACAGCCACAGAAAACAACAAAAACAACAACACAGAAAGUCAGCGAAAAAUAUGAAAUUUAAAAAAUAAAAAUAAAAUUAAAAAUAAAUGUAAAAAUAUGAAAUUGAAAAAAUAAUAAAAAAAGGAAAAUUUUUUGCAACAACAACAACAAUAGCAAGCAAAAAAUAUGAAAUUUGAAAAAUAAAAAAAAUUAAAAAAAUUUAAAAAUAAAUAAAAAUUUGUUUGCAGCAACAACAAUAGCAAAUAACUGACGCUACAAACGUGAAAACUGAGAAAUACUUGAAAUUACAACAAAAACAACAAACAAUAUCGGCCCAAAAUAACUUAAAACUAAAUGAAAUUAAAAAACCAAUCAAGCAAAGUUAUUGAAAUGUCAAAGUAAGUGAGCUGCUAGUCAAUCACAGCAAAAAAUUGCAACAAAAACAAAAAAAAACAAGCAUACGCGCGCGCUAACUUAUUUGCUUGGCUCCCUUGACUACCGCUUGCAAAGGCAAACAAAUACAAGAAAACAACAAAACGCACACACAUACAUACACACACAGAGCUAUAAGCCGAAACACACAUACAUAUAUACAUUGCGGUAAAUAUACAAAUAAAUAGCUGUCAACGUCAGGUGCAUCAACCUAAAAGGCUUGUUUAAUUACAAGGCAGACACAGCGUAAAAGUGAAUAAAAGCAAACACAAACAACUACAAUAACAAAGUAAAUUGUAAAAAACAAAAACGACUACAAUAACAAAGUAAAUUGUAAAAAGCAAAAACAACUACAAUAACAAAGUAAAUUAUAAAUUCGUAAAUAAUUAAAAAGAGCAGCGAACAAAUGCGCCAAAAGGCGUAAGGAAAACCCAUACUAGUGAGACACUAAGUUAAAGAUACAACAAUAACUACAAACACAUUGCAACAACAACACAGCCAACUAAAGCAUUAGCAAGCAGACAGUGGCAAAUCAAUUUCACAAAUUAAAAGUACUUUCAACAUCGACUGUUAAUUCCCGUAAACUAAUAACUAAUUCGUUAAGCGCCCCAAGAGAUAUAUCAAGCCUGCGCACCCAGCAUGCGCUUGAAGUGAGCACCACCGAAAAGAGAGAAAAAAAAGAAAAUCACAACUGAGCCCACUGUACACGAACGCUUUGCAGCAACAAAUAAAAUGGCCACACCAACAGUUUGCACAAGUCCAGUGAGAUGGACAAAAACGAAAGCCACAAACAACACAAAACCUACAACAAAUACGAAAAUGAAACAAAUACGCAAUAAAGGGCCACAACCGCCAAGCAGAGCAAUAACACCAACAACAACAAGUUGGACGCGUCUAAAGUUGUCAUCGCUCACACCAACAACAGCGCUGCUGCUCGGCACACUCACACUGCUGAGUUUACACGCACAAACGCAAGCCUUCUGCCCCUCGAAAUGUCAGUGCCUCAGCGGCGAAGCGAACAGUCGGGCAUACUGUGUGGACGCAGCGCUCGAAGACGUGCCCAUACAGUUGAAUCCCGAAACGAAAUACAUCAAUUUGACGCGCAACAAAAUACGCAAUCUCGAAUUUACGCUGCCAUUUUAUAUGAAACUCGAAGUGCUCGAUUUGUCGCAGAACAUCAUCGAUACGCUGGGUUCGAAAAAUUUCGAAUUCCAAAAGGAUAUGCGCACAUUGAAUUUGAGUCGCAAUUCGGUGAGCGCUUUGCAAAAAGAUGCCUUCCGCGGACUGAGUAAUUUGCUGGUGCUCGAUUUGAGUUAUAAUCGCAUUGAAGUGGCGGAUGCCAGCGCUAUGAGUGAUCUCACUUCACUGAUUAAACUCGAUCUGACCAAUAAUAAUAUUGUGAGUUUAGAGGAUAAUUGCUUUCAUAAUAUGAUCUCGCUGGAGAUUUUGAAAUUCAAGAAUAAUCAACUCUUGGAUGUGCCAUCGAAUAAUUUGCAGCAUUUGCAUGCGCUCAAAUCGCUGGAUUUAUCCGAUAAUCUAGUGGAAUAUGUGCGCAAUGAUAGUUUUGAAGGACUGCGUGAGUUGGUGAUGCUCACAAUGCGUGGCAAUGUGAUAUCCGAGUUGGAUUUGAGCGCUUUUGAGGGUCUGACUGCGUUAAAGCAUCUCAAUUUGGCUGAUAAUAAUUUGACGAUGGUGCCUACACAACAGCUCUCAAAGUUAUCGAAUCUCACAUAUUUGUCGUUGAGCGGUAAUCGGUUUACGCAGCUGCCCGCGGUUGCUUUCAUGAACUUGUUUCAUUUACGUGAAUUGCAUUUGAACCGCCUGGAUCAUCUCAAUCGUAUAGAUUCAAGAGCCUUCAUCGACAAUACGCAUCUACAAGCAUUGCACCUCACCAACAACCUACAACUAUACGACAUUCCCAUGCGACUGUUCCAAGGCAAUCCCAACGUACUCGAAAUCUACAUGCAAGGCAACAGUCUGCAAACACUCUACUCCGCACAAUUCCCCGUAGACCAGCUGGAGCGUCUUUACCUUGGCGAUAAUCCACUGCAAUGCAAUUGCUCGCUACUCUGGCUAUGGCGUUUGGUUACCGGAAAUUUCGAUGGCGAGGCCAACAACGCAGGUGGUGUGCAUGUUACACACAGUCAAGGCGAAGCGGCUGUAGCCGCGCUGGGCACGGCUGAUGCCGAUGUAGCGUCCGCAGCCGCAGAGGCUUAUGUCGCACAACAAAGGCCUACACGGGUUAGUAGCAGCAGCAGCGGCUCCAGCGGCUAUCUACAACUCGACAUAGAACGCAUUGGCUGCGAUAUCUGGCAGGAUAAUGUGCGCACGCGCCGCCGUCUAGUGACCAUGUCCGAGGGCGAUAUCACUUGCCCCGCGCAUAUUGUCACCAUUGUGUGUGCGAUUUUUACGCUGCUGCUCGUCUUCGCCAUCGGCGCCAGCAUCGUCUUUUAUCUGCGCUUCGUGAAGCGUCGACGGAAGCUGCUACACGAUCGUUCGCUCACACGUUCGGGCAAAUCAAUUGUCAAUGUACACGAUCGCAUACUGCAACAUCAACCGCUGAGCACCGGCGGCGUACUGGGCAUGAGCGUUGGUGGGCUCACCUAUCCACAUCACACGCUACAACAACAAGGUGGCACACAUCAUGCCAUGUUGCCGCUACACCCGCAUGAGUACCAGCAAACGCUGCCAGCGCAAGUGGACAAACUGGAAUUGGAACGAUAUCUAGCGGCGCAGGCGAUCGCCAACGAGUAUCGUGCCUUGAAGCCGUGGGAGUUGCCGCCCGUAAAGGAUGCGAAUGCCUACAGCGAUGAACCGGAGCACUUGUAUGAGAAGUUCGACCACUACGACUAUCCGGACAUGCAAACGUUGAGCAAAUCGAAGCAGGCGACUCUAAUGUCCAACACUGACGGUUGCAACACCAACAACAGCGCUAAUGGUGUGGUGCUGAUGGGUAAGGGUGGCGCUGGCGCUGGUGGCACAGCGGCUAAGCCGCAUGUGGUCUACGUAUGACUCCCGGGUGGACAAGUCGGCGGCGGCGUCGACGCAAUGGGUAGUGCAAGCAAAGAGUGCGAGGGCGUAGAGGCCGAAGGCGAGCUGCGCUAUUGCCUCAACAACAACUAUAGUAGUUAUAUGAAAUUAGUUUAGAACGUGGCAGUUGGCGUAGAAGUGGUGCGGCAGGUUGAGAAGCGGAAGAGUAGCGGAAGCUGGCUAAACAGGUGGCGUUGCAAGCGAAAGCGUACGAAUGCAAUGGAGUUGCUACUAAUGACACGAAAUUAAAUCAAAUGCGAAAACUGUUAAGUGUAAGCAGUAAGCUGAGUAGGUUUGGAUAAAAAAGGAAACAAAACAAAAACAAAAACAAUAAAUGUAUAAACCACACUAAAAUCGUACGUUAGCAGCGAUGAAUCGAAACAAGGGUAUAUUUGUUAGCAACUAAGUUACAAACACAAGCAUACAUACAUACAUACAUACACCAAUAAUAGUAACACCGCAAACGUUAGGCAUUAUUAUUCGUAAUAUCUCGUACAUCUACGAACACCUAAUUUCCUGUUAACCUUAAGCGUUUAAGUAUAUAAAAUAUAUAUAUUUGCAUAAGCGUAGCAAGAAACAACAUUAAAUGAAACAAGGGAUACGUAUAGUGUUAUAUAAUAGCUAAAUUACAAUAAGUAAAUCACGAACAAAAUACUAAAAUUACAAAACGUAAGAAAAC
Messenger RNA from Bactrocera neohumeralis, 5332 nucleotides. RefSeq lists its product as uncharacterized. Lineage: Eukaryota; Metazoa; Arthropoda; Insecta; Diptera; Tephritidae. Gene Ontology annotation, cellular component: plasma membrane. Gene Ontology annotation, molecular function: protein binding. The coding region runs from base 2356 to 4635 and encodes 759 amino acids. The record is from RefSeq and is a predicted model, not a curated record. The transcript has 5 exons.